This is a messenger RNA of Saprolegnia parasitica CBS 223.65, 945 nucleotides long. RefSeq lists its product as hypothetical. The record is from RefSeq and is a predicted model, not a curated record. NCBI's taxonomy places the organism in Eukaryota, Oomycota, Saprolegniomycetes, Saprolegniales, Saprolegniaceae. Gene Ontology annotation, biological process: glycerol transmembrane transport; water transport. Gene Ontology annotation, molecular function: water channel activity; glycerol channel activity. The transcript has a single exon. Bases 25 to 900 code for a protein of 291 amino acids. Gene Ontology annotation, cellular component: plasma membrane.
CCUCUUUUGCCUCCGCCGACAACAAUGGCUGAACACGCGCCGCUGACGGUCGACAAGUCCAAGUACGAGUCCAUCGCGACUCUCGAAGACGGCUCGCUGCCCGACACCCGGUCGUGGUACGAGACGCACUACCAGCUGCGCCACGAGUGCCUCGCCGAGCUCCUCGGCACGUUCGUGCUCAUGGCCUUCAUCAACGGCGUCAUCGCGCAGGUCAAGCUCGGCGACGGCGCGUUCGGCGACUGGACGCAGAUCUGCAUCGGGUGCGGCCUCGGCGUCACCUUUGGCAUCCACGCGUCCGGCGGCAUCUCGGGCGGCCACAUCAACCCCGCGGUCUCCUUCGCGCUCUGCGUGCACGGGCUCAUGCCGUGGCGCAAGCUGCCCUUCUACGUCGUCUCGCAGAUGGUCGGCGCCUUCCUCGGCGCGCUCUUCGUGUACGUCAUCUACCUCCCGUCGCUCGACUUCCACGACGCCGGCCGCACGUGGAACAAGACGGGCGGCAUCUUCGCCACCUACCCGCAGUCGUACGAGCACCAUUUGAGCGCGUUCGUGACCGAGAUGCUGGGCACGGCCAUGCUCCUCCUCACCAUCAUGAGCGUCGAAGACCCGCGCAACAUGCCGACGUCGCCCGUGCUCAAGCCGAUCACUGUCGGCGCGGCGAUCACGGCCAUUGGCUUCAGCUUCGGCAUGCCCACCGGCUUUGCGCUCAACCCGGCCCGCGACUUUGCCCCGCGCCUCUUCACGUACCUCGCUGGCUGGGGCCCCGAGGUCUUUACGGGCGCCAACUACUACUUCUGGAUCCCGCUCAUUGCGCCGUUGGUCGGCGGCGCCCUCGGUGCCGGCUGCUACAAGGUCGUGAUCAUCAACUACCACCGCAAGGUCGACGCCAAGACGGUCGCCUAAGUAGUUAGUUUUGUAGCAUUUUUGAAAUGAAGUCGGUUUGCCUCC